Messenger RNA from Cooperia oncophora, 1455 nucleotides. The record is from the annotation of a GenBank genome assembly. NCBI's taxonomy places the organism in Eukaryota, Metazoa, Nematoda, Chromadorea, Rhabditida, Trichostrongylidae.
AUGUUAACUGGUCAGAUUAUGCGCAGUUUAGAUAGCAACCUUGAGGUUGGCUUCUUCCUUCAUAUUCCGUUUCAACCGCCGGCAAACUUCAUGACAAAGUAUAAGAUUGUCGCUGAUCCUAUAUUAAGAGGUAUCCUGCGCUUCACAAAGGUGUUGGCCAACAGCGGAGAAGGCGGUUGCUUCUUCUUCUCGGUUGAAAGAUUCGAUUACACAAAGGGUAUAAUGGAAAAGCUUAGAGCGUGGAGGAGGUAUUUCGAGAAACAUCCCGAAAGGAAGGGUCUAGAUGUGCUCUAUCAAAUAGCUGUCACCAAUAGGCGUGCUGUGGAAUCGUACAAAAGAUACCAGGACAGUUGCCUGGAGUUGGCGAAAGAAAUCAACGAGAGUAUUCGAAGUGAAUCACACCCGGACUGGAGACCACUGCGAUUUGACACUGAUGGCCUGCCUCGUGCCCGUCUUAUCGCUCAUUAUCUUGCCAUGGACAUCGGUGUUGUGACCCCAUCCAAAGCAAAGGAAAUGAUGGUAUGUAACCCAUCAGCUUCGCUUGUGCUUUCAUCAGGAGCUGGAACUGAGGAUAUCCCUCCGCCAUCUACGAAUUCCCUUGGUUUGCCUCUCAUCAAACAAGCCAGAGCUGGUGAGAUUUUCCACGUUCUCGAGGAAAAUGACAAGAAGCAGGAGCUCACUGACAAGGAGCAACUUGUGGAAAGGGAUAUGUCUCUGCUGUCCGUAUUACACGAUUACAAUAAGGCCAAUUACCAGCUCAAUCCUGUAUUUGUAAGUCAGGAAGAUUAUAAUGCCUACUACGGUGGGAUUAGCAAUGGUCUCUUGUGGCCGGCACUUCACAAUCUUGCGGAAUACAUCGUGAAGGAGUAUGAUGAUCCUGCUGUUCUCCGUGAACAUUGGUGUGCUUAUGUACGUGUGAACUACCAGUUCGGUAUUAAUGCAGCGCGUAACAGCCGUCCUCAAGAUUUCAUUUGGAUCCAUGAUUACCAUCUCAUGUUAACUGGUCAGAUUAUGCGCAGUUUAGAUAGCAACCUUGAGGUUGGCUUCUUCCUUCAUAUUCCGUUUCAACCGCCGGCAAACUUCAUGACAAAGUAUAAGAUUGUCGCUGAUCCUAUAUUAAGAGGUAUCCUGCGCUUCACAAAGGUAAGCAAGCUUUGUUCAUGUAACUGUUUCUUCAUGGGCACGCAGUUGGAUUCAAACUAUCGAGAUCGUGAGCGCUAUGUCCAGAUGGUAAGAGAGUAUAUCCCUCGAGCGAGAGUGCAUUUCGACAACAGAAUUGACAUAUUCACUGUUACUUAUGAGGGUUGGACGUGCUCAUUGGGAGUGUUCCCUGUGUCGAUCAAAAAUGAAGAUUUUCUCUCGAUUGCCAACGAACCUCAAUGUGCCAUUGAUGCUCAGGAAAUCAAGAAGGAUGUACGUGUUUUUCAUUCCACUUUUUUUCUCAAAACAGUUUAG